AGACUGCAGAGAAGAAUAAAAGCUAAACUCACCUGGCUCCGUCCAUCAGCUGAGCCCAGUGGGCCGGCGCUGGACGGUGAAUGUUGCUGGUUCUGAUCCAUUUGGUUACAUUUUUGAUCAUUCUUUGUUUUUAUGACCAAAUCUCAUCUUUUCUCAAGGUAUUUACAUUGAGGGGUUCUGGUCCGGUUCUGGUCCGGUUCUGGUGGAGCUCAGAGAAAAAAUGAAUGAAGUCCAAACUUGUGUUGUUGUUUUUAUGUAGAAAAUAAUCAUAAAAUAUUGAUUUGUUGGGGGUUAUAAUAAUGUGUUUUAUUCAUUUUAUUGAACUCAAACUGUUUUUAUUUUUACUUCUUUCUUAGUGCGCAUGAAUAAAUCAUAUCUAAUUAACGGGGUGUCUACGGCGCAUGCGCGGCCCGCAGGUGAAACCAGGUGUGUCUGAUUGCAGCUGCUGAAAACGAGCGGAGGAGAAGCGGCGCCCGGAUCCUCUGUCAGCGCAGAGAAACAGAACCGAACCUACUGAUUCCCGGACCAUGGCGUCGCUCGGGUUGAAGCUGAUCCUCUUCGGCUUCAUGUGUCUCAGAGUUGAAGGAAGCUGCAGCGUGCAGAACUGCAGCGACCCUCGGACCUGCGUCCUGUCCGCGGACCGGAGGAGCUGCCGCUGCGCCGCGGGACUCUACGGCCCGAACUGCGAACACAGCGCGCAGGUCAAGGUCCUGUGUGGCAGAGACUUCAUGAGCAUCCGGGCCGCAGAGGAUUUCUUCUCCUACCUGAAGGUCCCGCUGGAGUCGCUGCACCUGCCGAACCCGGCCUGCCGGGCUCAGAGGGAGGUGAUCGCCGGGACGCCGUUCUUCAUGUUCCGGACGUCCAGGGAGAAGUACCUGGCCUGUGGAGGGAAUCCGCUGCAGAAGAACUCGACCCACCUCCUGUACUCCCUCACGGUCCGAUCGGAACCUCAGGUCAGCGGGAACAUCAUCAGAGACCCGGCCAUUAAGAUGGACUUCACCUGCGUCUACCCAAACCUUCGCAGGGUCAGCCUGCCGUUCCCGGUCCGGCCCAUCUCCAGCCAGAUGGUGAUGCAGGUGGAGGAGAUGGACGCCACCAUCCGGAUGUUGCUGUUCGCCGACAGCAGCUUCAGCCGGGCCUUCGGCGCCACGCCGACCAUAGAGCUGCGGGACCCGGUGCACGUGGAGGUCUCCGUGGCCGAGCCUGCAGACUUCUUCCUGCUCCGGGUCGAUGACUGCUGGGCCAGCCGGUCCCCGCGGCCCAACGCCACCGGACCGCUUCACAGCCUGGUCCAGAACGGCUGCGUGGCCGACCCCACCGUGACCUUCCUCCCGCUGGCUGAUGGGCGGGCCGGGCCCAACGGGCGGAGCUCCGGGAUCCGGUUCCGCUUCCAGAUGUUCCGCUUCUCAGCCGGACCCUCAGAGUUUUACCUGCACUGCAGCGUGCAGCUGUGCGAGCGAGACGACCAGCCGUCCUGCCUGCCGAGCUGUGGUGCCAUCAGCAAGCGGGAAGCCGUCAGGCCGCUUCCCAGCCGUGGUCUGCUCUACGGUCCGAUCCUGGUCGAGGUUCCGGACCGGCCCGAGUCCAAUGUUCUGACGGCGGCGGUUCUUCCUGUGGCCGCAGUCUGGACGCUGGGCUUCUUCCUCACCCUCCUCAUCAUCGUCGCCAAGGCUGGCAGGAGGCGGGCCCCUGAACCCGAGGGCCCCUGAACCCGAGGCCCCUGAACCCGAGGGCCCCUGAACCCGAGGGCCCCUGAACCCGAGGGCCCCUGAACCCGAGGGCCCCUGAACGGCAGGAAGCUCCAAUAAACCCUCUUUCAUCACUUCCUGUUUUUCUCCUGGCCCAGAUUCAACUGCUUGGAGGCCCCUUCAGGGUCCGGUUACCUGCAGUUUGAAACCCUCAGUGAUCAACCAGAACCCGUCUGGAACAGUCUAUGGACUCAGCCAAUCACAGAGCAGCAGCUGUGGAGGUGAUGAUGAUGAUGGUCAAACUGGUUCAGAACCGACAGAAUCCCGGGUCGUUGGUACCGCACUGCUUUACGGAACAUGAAAUAAACAGAACUGGAUCUUUGCUUUCA
Messenger RNA from Poeciliopsis prolifica (blackstripe livebearer), 2077 nucleotides. Its product is annotated as uromodulin-like. Gene Ontology annotation, biological process: neutrophil migration. Lineage: Eukaryota; Metazoa; Chordata; Actinopteri; Cyprinodontiformes; Poeciliidae. Gene Ontology annotation, cellular component: cell surface; apical plasma membrane. The record is from RefSeq and is a predicted model, not a curated record.